Capsella rubella is the source of this 1787-nucleotide messenger RNA. RefSeq lists its product as uncharacterized. The transcript has 17 exons. NCBI's taxonomy places the organism in Eukaryota, Viridiplantae, Streptophyta, Magnoliopsida, Brassicales, Brassicaceae. The coding region runs from base 354 to 1670 and encodes 438 amino acids. The record is from RefSeq and is a predicted model, not a curated record.
AACCCGAUUCAUAAAAGUAGAAAAAAAAUCUGUUAAUUAGGUUUAGUUUCGUUUCGUAUCAAUAGAUCGAUAGAUUAUAGAAACGAAUCAUCGUGCCUAUAAAGAAAAAAAAUCAAUCCCCUAAGUUUCAUGCAAAGUAAACACAAAAUUAUAAAUAAAACUCUUCUUCUCUCUUUCUUCUCGAGCUUGUCUUGUCUGUCGACUUUUCAUUACACAGUGAUUCUGCAUGCUUCAGACUGAGAUAAGAGUCACAUGCAUGGUCUUUUAAAAUCGAGAUUUAGUGACCAGUGAGGUCUCUCUCUUGUUCUCUGUUCUUGGGAGAACACAAAGUCAGUGUGGAGUCUGGAUAGAUUAUGGAACAUGGUUUGCCGUCUAUGAAGUCGAUCAAAUCAUUGAAGUCACUUGUUAAGAAAAGAACCAAUACUCAAGAAGUGAGUAAAUCCGGGUGGAAAAUGAAGCCCUUCUUGGCUCUCAUGUGUACAGCUCUUUUGAUCUUUUGGUAUAAAACCACAAAUAUUCAGUUUGAACAAACAGAGAUAGAAGAAACAGAUUAUCCUUUUGACAUGGCAAAGGAAUCUGAAGCAGUUAACGAUAAAUUAAAAGGCUUGCCUCGUGGAAUCAUAGAGCCUAGAUCAGAUCUUGAACUAAAGCCUCUCUGGUCAAGAAGUAGUCUGAGGUCAAAGGGUGUGGAAAUGACUAACCGUAACUUGUUGGCAAUAUCCGUAGGAAUUAAGCAAAAGGGUAAUGUUAACGCUAUUGUAAAGAAGUUUCUUCCGGCGAAUUUCACGAUUGUUCUUUUCCAUUACGAUGGAAAUAUGGAUAAAUGGCGGGAUCUAGAGUGGAGUUCAAAAGCCAUACACAUAGUUGCACAAAACCAGACUAAAUGGUGGUUUGCCAAGCGAUUUCUCCAUCCGGACGUUGUAUCUAUUUAUGAUUAUAUAUUUCUUUGGGACGAGGAUCUUGGUGUAGAGAACUUCAAUCCAGAGAGAUAUCUGAAGAUAGUUAAAUCAGUGGGACUGGAGAUAUCUCAGCCGGCUUUGGAUCAUAACUCAACUGAAAUACACCAUAAGAUCACACUCCGUUCUAGAACAAAAAAGUUUCAUAGGAGAGUUUACAUCAAGAGAGGCACUAAAAGGUGUUCUAAUUCGAGUGCAGAUCCUCCUUGUACAGGAUUCGUUGAAGGAAUGGCUCCGGUGUUUUCGAAAGCCGCUUGGUUUUGCACUUGGAAUCUUAUACAGAAUGAUUUGGUUCAUGGAUGGGGAAUGGAUAUGAAACUCGGGUAUUGCGCACAGGGAGACCGGACGAAAAAUGUAGGGAUUGUGGAUAGCGAGUAUAUCUUUCAUCAAGGCAUUCAAACUUUAGGUGAAAGUGUUCAUCCUGAAAAGAAGACCACAAGUCGUAAUGUUGGGACCAAGAGACAAGGCCACAUAACCUUUGAUUCAAGAACCGAGAUAAGGAGACAAUCGACAUGGGAGCUUCAAACUUUUAAAGAACGAUGGAACAAAGCGGUUGAAGAAGACAAGAACUGGAUCGAUCCGUCUGCGGCAUCAAGCUCGAUGACGAAAAGGAAGAGUAACGGUAAUAACAGAAGAUUGAGGCGUGGUAGUAGUAAUCACAGAGUAAAGCAUAAGGGAAGUCAAGAGACAUCAUCAACAACAACACACAAAUAGCCCAAAAGAAGGAUAUCUUUUAUACAUAUAGUAAUGUUUUCUUUAUCUAUAAUUAGUUCAUAUCAUUAAUUUAUUAUUACAAUUUUCCAUAGGUAGUAUAGUUUUCUUUGGGUUUCA